AUGUCAGAGUCCACGACUGAGACCUCCAACACUGCUGUGGACGAGUGUGUGUCGCUGUCAUCGCCGUUUGACACGCUCAAGCACCUCGAUGGCCAGUUUCGCCAGCUUCUCCUGCGAGUCAGCCAACUAACCGCCGAGUUGAAGCAGGCAUAUGGACGGAUCAGGGCGCUCGAGAGCUCCAAAGCGAACGUUGAAGAGUUGCUCAAGCGGCACCAGUUGCAGUGUCGCCAGCAUGAGAAAGAGGCAGCAGCGUCGGCAUUGGCGUUGAAGAGGUCAUUACGGCAGAAGGAGUUGGAGUUGAUCCACGCCCACCACCAGAUCAACGAGAUGCGAAAGCAUAGUUAUCGGAUGAAGUAUAGUGAUUGA
Suhomyces tanzawaensis NRRL Y-17324 is the source of this 366-nucleotide messenger RNA. RefSeq lists its product as uncharacterized. The record is from RefSeq and is a predicted model, not a curated record. The coding region runs from base 1 to 366 and encodes 121 amino acids. The transcript has a single exon. NCBI's taxonomy places the organism in Eukaryota, Fungi, Ascomycota, Pichiomycetes, Serinales, Debaryomycetaceae.